This is a messenger RNA of Penicillium robsamsonii, 285 nucleotides long. RefSeq lists its product as uncharacterized. The record is from RefSeq and is a predicted model, not a curated record. The transcript has a single exon. NCBI's taxonomy places the organism in Eukaryota, Fungi, Ascomycota, Eurotiomycetes, Eurotiales, Aspergillaceae. Gene Ontology annotation, cellular component: membrane. Bases 1 to 285 code for a protein of 94 amino acids.
AUGAUUCUGGGCCGCGUUAUCCGCGCCACUGGCGGCGAGAAGUACUCACUGGUCUCUGUCCACUGGAUUACCAAGAUAUUCCUGGCUGGUGAUUUGGCGAGUCUGGCCCUGCAGGGGGCGGGUGGGGCGAUUAUCUCGCGUGCUGACACCAGGUCAAAAGAGUCGAAUGGCAAGGUAAUCCUUCUUAUUGGCCUUGCCGUGCCGUUGAUCUUCUUUGCCUUCUUCGUCACUGCCGCCCUGAUUUUCCACGUGCGUAUGCUCCGUAACCGCCUCAAAGGCCCCUAA